Molecule: messenger RNA, 1257 nt
Organism: Teleopsis dalmanni
Lineage: Eukaryota; Metazoa; Arthropoda; Insecta; Diptera; Diopsidae
Product: odorant receptor 74a-like
Exons: 6
Coding region: 1-1257 (418 amino acids)
Biological process (GO): detection of chemical stimulus involved in sensory perception of smell; sensory perception of smell
Cellular component (GO): plasma membrane
Molecular function (GO): olfactory receptor activity; odorant binding
Source: RefSeq, a predicted model, not a curated record
AUGGGUUACUUCGUGCCUAUAUUAAAAAAUAAUAAGCAUUUGGUAUAUCCACUUCAGUUCAACGGCUACAAGUACAAUUUCAUUUGGCCACUGACUGAAAACUCGCCUUGGUGGCAGAGAUGCCUCAAAGGCAUUCUCAUCUUAAUUUCACUCUGCUUUUACGUAUUAACGAUUGCAGGAGAAUAUACUUUCGUUCUGGAAAACGGCAACAAUAUACCAGAUUUGGCGGAUUGCCUCAGCACAACGUUCAUGGGUACACAAUACAUUUUCCGCAUCUCAGUGUGGGUUAAGAGGCAAAAUGAGAUGCGUGCCUUGUAUCGCCGUUUUUAUAAGCAAAUUUACUUCAUCGACACAGAAGAUGCAGAUUUUAAUAAGGAAAUUAAAAAUUACACACGUUUCGUUGAUUUCUUUACCAAACUCUACUACGUGCCAAUGAUGCUGCUCUAUAUGAUGUUCGGCUAUGAGUUUUACACCCAGGGUAUGGCUUCACGAGAUAAACCCCACAUAUAUCGCAUGUCCAUACAUUGGUACGAUGCACAAGCGCCGAUGCCUUACAUCUUCACUGCCGUAUAUUCGGGCUGGCUGUGCUGGUCAUGCGUCGGAGUAUGGGCCGCAGAUGAUUUUUCACUCUGCGUGAUGCUAUGCCACGCCAGCUACCGUUACAAAGCACUGCAGAAGAAUUUGGGCAAUCUGCUAAAGGAAGUACGUGAAGAAGCUGCUAAGUGUUUGCAGCCAGCAGAUCAAUUGCAUACAAUAUUUCGCAGAAAACUAUAUCAGGUGCUUAGCAGGGAGCAGAAGUUGAAAAGUUUCAUUGAUGAAGCCAAACAACAUUUCACAUACGCAAUUUUCUGCUGCCUCUUCUUCGGUGUGCUGUUGCAGUGCGUUGUACUCUUCCAGCUCCAAAGCUCCACGUUCGGUGUUGGUUGGCUCAAAUACAUCGCUUGGUUGAUAUCGCAAGUCUCUGAGCUAAUUAUGAUUGGACAUUUUGGGCAAAUGCUCAUGGAUGAGGCAUCAGCCAUGCAAAACAGUUACUAUAUGUGUCAGUGGGAGAAAUUGCUACCGUAUGGCAAUCAACUAAUGAAUAAGUCUCUUAUGCUGGAUAUUAGAAGUGCAAUACAGAACGCAGAAACGCCUGUCGUUUUUGAUGGCCUACGAAUGUUCGCACUAUCCCACAGCACUGUGGGUACCGCUUUACGUUCGGCUAUGUCAUACUUUAUGUUUCUAAAUACCAUGAAUGAUGCUGAGAAACCCAAAUAA